This is a messenger RNA of Saccostrea cuccullata (small rock oyster), 723 nucleotides long. RefSeq lists its product as uncharacterized. Lineage: Eukaryota; Metazoa; Mollusca; Bivalvia; Ostreida; Ostreidae. The coding region runs from base 40 to 723 and encodes 227 amino acids. The record is from RefSeq and is a predicted model, not a curated record. The transcript is spliced from 2 exons.
UCAGGGAGGCCAUGUUGGAUUAGAGUAUUAUCCAUUACAAUGAACGAACGUGGCUACACAAUGAAGGCAUCAGAAGCUGUACCCUGUCCUCCAGUCAAACCAUUACUUGAUGAACCAGAGAUCAUUACCACCAUAGACACUGGGUAUAACCUAUACAGUGUUACUUGUAUCAAUGAUGAUGAAAUAUGGACACUUGGGUUUGACAAUAGUAUGAAACUUUACAACCUCCAGGGCAAACUACUGAAGUCAAUCCAAACCAAGUCUGGGAAUGAGCCACGUGACAUAGCUGUAACAAGGAGUGGUGAUCUAGUUUAUACCGACCCUAAUACAAGAACUGUAAACAAAGUCAAAAUUACACAGAUACAAGAAAUGAUCAGACUUCAGGGAUGGAAACCUUAUUAUGUCUGUAGUACCUCCUCUGGUGACCUCCUGGUUACCAUGGUCAGUGAUGAUAAACAAUCAAAAGUUGUCUGUUACUCUGGCUCCACAGAAAAACAAACCAUUCAGUUUGAUAGUGAAGGUAAACCUCUGUAUUCCUCUGGUUACGUAUACAGUAAAUACAUCAGUGAGAAUAAAAACAUGGAUAUCUGUGUCGCUGACCUUGGAUCCAGUGCAGUAGUGGUGGUCAAUAGGCAGGAAAACUCCGUUUUAGUUACACUGGUCAUCCCUCUACUACCAAGGGAUCAUUUAAUCCAGUUGACAUCACAACAACAGCCAGAGUAG